AUGAUGCGGCAUGGCUUGUUUGGGCUCCUGGCCGCCGGCGCGGCCCUGUUCAUGGGAGAAACUUCCGCAAAGCUCGAUCAGAUGAAGACCAACGGCCACUCCGUGCUGGGCACUCUAGACGCCCCAACCCUGCCCAAGUACCUCUCAGGUGCCCCCAUGCCCAACGGCGCCCCGUGGAGCAACAUGACGGCCAAGACCAACUACUACCACGACAAACCCAACACGGGCGUGAUCCGACGCUACGAGUUCACUGUGAGCCGCGGCAUCAUUGCUCCGGAUGGCUAUCAGCGCGAUGUCCUGCUCAUCAACGACCAGUUCCCUGGCCCCCUCAUCGAGGCCAACUGGGGCGACACCAUCCAGGUCCAGGUUCUCAACAACAUCACCGGGCCCGAGGAGGGCACCGCGCUGCACUGGCAUGGCCUGCUGCACCGCGACAUGCCCUGGGAAGACGGCGUGCCGUCCGUGACGCAGUGCCCCAUCGCCCCGGGCGAGAGCUACACGUACAACUUCAUCGCUGACAUGCACGGCUCGACCUGGUACCACUCGCACUACUCGGCGCAGUAUGCGGACGGCCUCUUUGGCCCCAUGGUGAUCUACGGGCCCGAGCCAGAGGACUACGACAUUGACCUGGGACCCGUCAUGCUCUCCGACUGGUACCACCGACAGUACCAUGAGAUUGUCUCACAGCUGUUGCUCGUCAAUCUGACGCAGGGUGGCGUGUACACGCAAAACAACCUCAUCAACGGCAAGAUGAACUACGACUGUCGCAUCCCCGACGUUGUCAAAACGCUCAACUCGACGGCGCUGACGGAGCUCGCCAACACGCUCAACGCGUCGGCCCCGUGCGACAGCGACGCGGGCGUCUCCCAGUUCCGCUUCGAGAAGGGCAAGAAGCAUCGUCUGCGUCUCGUCAACUCGGGCGGCGAGGGCAUGCAGCGCUUCUCCAUCGACGAGCACAGCAUGACAGUCAUAUCCAACGAUUUUAUCCAGGUCGAGCCCUACGAGACGCAGGUCGUCACGCUGGGCGUUGGCCAGAGGGCGGACGUGAUUGUCGAGGCCAACGGAGACAAGGACGCCUACUGGAUGCGCAGCAACGUCUCCGUCCUGUGCAACGCCGCGCUACAGCCGUCAGCCAUGGCAGCCAUCUACUACGACGACGCCGACACCGAGUCCCUCCCGUCGUCGGUCGCUUGGAACAGGCCCGACCCGGCGACGUGCGGCAACGACGCCCUCGAGGUGACGCGGCCCGUUAUGGAGAUGCCCGUGCCGGAGCCGGACCUCACCAUCAACAUGACCAUGACCAUGUUCAUGAACGAGUCCAACAUUCUACAAUUUGCUACCAACGACAAUGUCGGCUUCCGCGGCAACUAUAACAGCCCGACGAUGCUGCUCAGCAACCUGGGCAACCAUUCGUUUGCGCCCGAGUGGAACGUGCAGAGCACGAAGAAUGCCAAGAGCGUGCGCGUGAUCUUGUACAACGAGAUACCAGAGCCCCACCCAAUGCACCUCCACGGUUUCAACAUGUACAUACUCGCCGAAGGCGGCAUCAAUGCGACAUGGGACGGCACCAUCGUUCACCCAGAGAACCCCCAGCGGCGCGACACGUUCCUCAUCCAGCCCCUGGGCUACACCGUCUUCCAGUUCGACGCCGGCACCAACCCGGGCGUCUGGCCCUUUCACUGCCACGUCGCCCUGCACGUGUCAGCCGGCAUGAUGACCCAGUUCAUGGUCAUGCCGGACGAGAUUGAGGAGUACAAGGUUCCCAACAAGGUCGCCGAGACGUGUCGCCAAUGGGGCAAGUGGACGCACACGAAUAUUCCGAAUCAGAUUGACAGCGGGUUGUGA
Molecule: messenger RNA, 1845 nt
Organism: Emericellopsis cladophorae
Lineage: Eukaryota; Fungi; Ascomycota; Sordariomycetes; Hypocreales; Bionectriaceae
Product: Laccase-like protein
Exons: 3
Coding region: 1-1845 (614 amino acids)
Molecular function (GO): copper ion binding; oxidoreductase activity
Source: RefSeq, a predicted model, not a curated record